CAAGGUGAUGUCCUUCAAGGUUUCUCUGCACAGAGGCCCCAGAGGUCUGGGGAGGUAACAUGGUGGGGUCUGGGGUCUCAGCUUUGGGCCUCUUCCUGCUCAUGCAGGGCUCAGUAGAUGCGAAUGGAAUCCAGGGAUUUUUCUAUCCAUGGAGUUGUGAGGGAGAUGUGUGGGACCGAGAGAGCUGUGGGGGUCAGGCAGCGAUUGAGAACCCCAACCUCUGCCUGCGCCUGCGAUGCUGCUACCGGGAUGGUGUGUGCUAUCAUCAACGGCCAGACGAAAACAUGCGCAGAAAGCACAUGUGGGCAUUGGGCUGGACCUGCGGCAGCCUGCUCUUUCUGAUCGCCAGUAUCUGCCUCUUCUGGUGGGCCAAGCGCCAUGACAUGCUGCACCUGCCACAAUUUCUGCAGGGGAAAUGCGACCUGUCACGCACAGUCUCCCUACUGUCUAAGGACCGACCAUCGGUCAGCAAGAAGUCAACCUCGAUUCCCACGCCUGUCUCAGUGCCCAUAGACGUGCCAGAUACCUCCGGAGGAGGCGGCGGCACUGAACCGGAUGCUACGGAAGGCGGGGAGGAAACAGAGGGAGGAGAUGAUGAUUAGGGGCAACCCCAUAGGACCCCUCAAUACAGACAUGGCAUAUAAA
Molecule: messenger RNA, 645 nt
Organism: Mesocricetus auratus (golden hamster)
Lineage: Eukaryota; Metazoa; Chordata; Mammalia; Rodentia; Cricetidae
Gene: Tmem190
Product: transmembrane protein 190
Exons: 5
Coding region: 60-602 (180 amino acids)
Biological process (GO): hematopoietic progenitor cell differentiation
Cellular component (GO): inner acrosomal membrane
Source: RefSeq, a predicted model, not a curated record